Molecule: messenger RNA, 669 nt
Organism: Myotis lucifugus (little brown bat)
Lineage: Eukaryota; Metazoa; Chordata; Mammalia; Chiroptera; Vespertilionidae
Gene: STPG4
Product: sperm-tail PG-rich repeat containing 4
Exons: 5
Coding region: 67-669 (200 amino acids)
Biological process (GO): epigenetic programing of male pronucleus
Cellular component (GO): female pronucleus; male pronucleus; germinal vesicle
Molecular function (GO): histone binding; chromatin binding
Source: RefSeq, a predicted model, not a curated record
GGACUUCAAAACGUGUGCCCGCCUCCCCUCCCCCACUGGAGGAAGACUUGGCGGGGGCCCCUGCACAUGCGCGAACGCAGUCCCCCUCCCCCUCCCCGAGUCUCCUGGCAACAGGACUCCACUGCGGAGGUCGCAAUGGACCAGCCAGAUAAGGCGGUCACUUCUACCCCAGUAAGGGAAGACUUGGGGGAAGGCGGUUCAGUGGUCCUGGCCUCGAAACCAAUCCGGAAGCGAUCAUCUUUUGAAAGAGAAGGAUGGUGGAGAGUAUCAUUAACAAAUACUCCUAUCCCUGGCACUUACCACUUGAAAACUUUUAUUGAAGAAUCCCUAUUAAAUCCAGUGAGAGCAACUUACAAUUUUAAAAACGAAGGAAGGAAAAAACCACCUCUUGUGCAAAGAAACAAUCCAGUAGUAACGGACCUUCCCCCGUACAUGCCUCCCGGCUUCUUGGACUUGUUGAAGAAGCAAGCAGCCACUUACUCAUUUAAAGACCAACCGCGGUCAAGCCCCAGCUCCUUGGUUUACAGAGAUCAGUCAGUUAAGCUUUCACCAGGACAAUACAAUGUACUUCCUGCGCCAGUUCCCAAGUAUGCUUCCAGGAGCUUUGUAUUUCGUUCUACAGUUCAAAGAUUUCCAUCAGCCUACUUCAUUCCUGUAAGUACGUUGUAG